CCUCUGAACUGACCUGAACUUUGUCUAUUUCCUGCUAGCUACCGGUAGCUAGCUAGCAAUUAUAUUAUCAAGAGUGCAUUCGAAGGCUUUCUACUUUGCCUGUAGGCUAGUUGUUCAAGUGAGAUGUCUAAGAAACUAACAUUCACCUACCUCUCCGAACCUGAUGUUCUCAAUGCAGGGCUCACUCUUACAGAAACUGUCGACCUGUGCAAAGAAGUUUUGAGACAACAUGGUCUUAAGAAGGUUGAGAAUCCUCCCAAAUCAGGAGUGCACACAAGGAAAGACUCCUUUAUCCACUCUAUGCCUGGUUAUCUGGAGGAGGCAGAUGUGUGUGGGAUAAAGUGGGUGUCUGGCUACCCAGCGAAUAUGAAGCAAAAGUUGCCAACCAUUGUUGGAAUGAUUAUUCUUAACAACCCUGACACUGGGUUUCCAAAGGCAGUUCUAGAUGGGACCUACAUCACUGGGAUCCGCACUGCAGCAGUAGGGGCUGUAUCUGUUCAGCAACUGGCUCGUAAGGACGCUGAAGUUCUUGUGAUUGUCGGGACGGGCGUUCAGGGAAAAUACAACUGCCUUUGCAUCCCCAAUUUUUUGCCAAGUAUAAAAAAAAUACGGUACUAUGAUGAUUGGGCUCCAAGUCUCAAAUCCUUCAAAGAGCAAAUUCAGCCUAGACUUCCAAAUGUGAUCUUUGAGGAAGCAAGCAGCCUGGAGGAUGCAGUGCGAAGUGCUGAUGUCCUUGUCUGCUCCACAGGUACACUCACGAAGACGGUGUUUUACUGUGACUGGGUCAAGCCAGGUGCUUUGGUUCUACCUGUCCAGGCUGGUGGAUGGGAGCCAGACGUUAUGCACAAGUUCGACAAAUGUGUGGUUGACGACUGGAACCAGAUUAAUACCAGGAUGCCUUGGUAUACAAGCAAUUUUGAUGCUCCGUACGCCGAGCUUGGUGAAAUUGUCUCUGGUAAAAAGCCAGGCCGUGAGAAUAAUGAAGAAAGGAUCAUUAAUUUCAAUCAUGGAUUAGCAAUAGAAGAUAUGAUGUGUGCCAAUUAUAUCGUUGAGAAGGCGAAGAAAAAAGGCUUGGGUGUGGAGAUGGACCUGAUCGAUCUUAGUGCACCAGUCCCUCUGCCUCCAGUUUAACUUAUAACUUUAGUUUUAACAAUGAAGGAUUUUGUAGCAAUUACAAACCGACAAUAAUUAGCCACAUUUGGUGUAAAAAAUCAAAUGUGUUAUUAGUAGAUAGAUCGCAUUAUAUAUACCGUAUAGCGGGUAUAUUAGGUUUGUGGUUUUCGCUGAUCAAGCAUAUCUACCGCAAACAUUUUAUACCCACGAA
Halichondria panicea is the source of this 1324-nucleotide messenger RNA. Its product is annotated as nodulation efficiency protein NfeD-like. Gene Ontology annotation, cellular component: cytoplasm. The record is from RefSeq and is a predicted model, not a curated record. The coding region runs from base 124 to 1131 and encodes 335 amino acids. NCBI's taxonomy places the organism in Eukaryota, Metazoa, Porifera, Demospongiae, Suberitida, Halichondriidae. The transcript is spliced from 3 exons.